This is a messenger RNA of Closterium sp. NIES-65, 1431 nucleotides long. The record is from the annotation of a GenBank genome assembly. Lineage: Eukaryota; Viridiplantae; Streptophyta; Zygnematophyceae; Desmidiales; Closteriaceae.
AUGCGGGACCCGCGGGGCGCCAAGCCGCCCCUGGACCCGGUACGCCUUGUGCUGCCCGUGCCUGUGCUGCCCGUGCCUGUGCUGCCCGUGCCCGUGCUGCCCGUGCCUGUUGCUGCCCGUGCCUGUGCUGCCUGUGCCUGUUGCUGCCCGUGCCUGUUGCUGCCCGUGCCUGUGCUGCCCGUGCCUGUGCUGCCCGUGCCUGUGCUGCCCGUGCCUGUGCUGCCCGUGCCUGUGCUGCCCGUGCCUGUUGCUGCCCGUGCCUGUGCUGCCCGUGCCUGUUGCUGCCCGUGCCUGUGCUGCCCGUGCCUGUGCUGCCCGUGCCUGUGCUGCCCGUGCCUGUGCUGCCCGUGCCUGUGCUGCCCGUGCCUGUGCUGCCCGUGCCUGUGCUGCCCGUGCCUGUUGCUGCCCGUGCCUGUGCUGCCCGUGCCUGUGCUGCCCGUGCCCGUGCUGCCCGUGCCCGUGCUGCCCGUGCCUGUUGCUGCCCGUGCCUGUGCUGCCUGUGCCUGUUGCUGCCCGUGCCUGUUGCUGCCCGUGCCUGUGCUGCCCGUGCCUGUGCUGCCCGUGCCUGUGCUGCCCGUGCCUGUGCUGCCCGUGCCUGUGCUGCCCGUGCCUGUUGCUGCCCGUGCCUGUGCUGCCCGUGCCUGUUGCUGCCCGUGCCUGUGCUGCCCGUGCCUGUGCUGCCCGUGCCUGUGCUGCCCGUGCCUGUGCUGCCCGUGCCUGUGCUGCCCGUGCCUGUGCUGCCCGUGCCUGUUGCUGCCCGUGCCUGUGCUGCCCGUGCCUGUGCUGCCCGUGCCUGUGCUGCCCGUGCCUGUGCUGCCUGUGCCUGUUGCUGCCCGUGCCUGUGCUGCCCGUGCCUGUGCUGCCCGUGCCUGUGCUGCCCGUGCCUGUUGCUGCCCGUGCCUGUGCUGCCCGUGCCUGUGCUGCCCGUGCCUGUGCUGCCUGUGCCUGUUGCUGCCCGUGCCUGUGCUGCCCGUGCCUGUGCUGCCCGUGCCUGUGCUGCCCGUGCCUGUGCUGCCUGUGCCUGUUGCUGCCCGUGCCUGUGCUGCCCGUGCCUGUGCUGCCCGUGCCUGUUGCUGCCCGUGCCUGUGCUGCCCGUGCCUGUUGCUGCCCGUGCCUGUGCUGCCCGUGCCUGUGCUGCCCGUGCCUGUGCUGCCCGUGCCUGUGCUGCCCGUGCCUGUGCUGCCCGUGCCUGUGCUGCCCGUGCCUGUUGCUGCCCGUGCCUGUGCUGCCCGUGCCUGUGCUGCCCGUGCCUGUGCUGCCCGUGCCUGUGCUGCCUGUGCCUGUUGCUGCCCGUGCCUGUGCUGCCCGUGCCUGUGCUGCCCGUGCCUGUGCUGCCCGUGCCUGUUGCUGCCCGUGCCUGUGCUGCCCGUGCCUGUGCUGCCCGUGCCUCUGUCGCUGAGGGGGGUGGUUGUGUGGGAGACUGGGGUUUAG